AUGUUUGAGGCGAAAGUAAAGAAGCAGAUCAAGUCGAUACAGUUCGGGUUGUUUUCACCAGAUGAGGUGAGAAAUGGAAGUGUUGCUUUGAUCGUGCACCCGGAGGUCAUGGAAGGUGGGGUUCCAAAGACCGGGGGUCUGAUUGAUCUGAGGAUGGGAACGACCGACAGAAUGUAUCUCUGCCAAAGCUGCGGAGGAGAUAACUUCUCGUGUCCAGGGCACUUUGGGCAUAUCGAACUUACAAAGCCUAUGUUCCAUGUUGGAUACAUCUCCAAGAUUAAGAAGGUUCUGGAAUGUGUUUGUUUCUAUUGUUCCAAAAUUAAGAUUCCAAGGAAGGGGAUAAAGUCGACGCUGAGCAAUGUAUGGGGCAUGAGUAAGGGCCGGUCUGUGUGCGAGGGAGAGGUUCUCGACAACGGAAGAAGCGGAUGCGGAAACAAGCAGCCUGUGAUAAAGAGGGAGGGCCUGACUCUUGUUGCCUUUAUGAAAGGAGAAGAAAGCAACGAGGGAAAGGUCAUGCUGAAUGGGGAAAGGGUCUAUAGUAUAUUUAAGAAGAUAAGCGACGAGGACAGUGUGUACAUGGGGUUUGACCUUAAGUACAGCAGGCCUGAAUGGAUGAUACUCACUGUGUUGCUUGUUCCGCCACCUGCAGUACGGCCUUCGAUUGUCAUGGAGGGCUCACUGCGUGGAGAAGACGAUCUCACGCACAAGCUGGCAGACAUUAUAAAGUCGAAUGGAUAUCUGAAGAAGUAUGAGCAGGAAGGGGCGCCAGGGCACAUUGUUCGAGAUUACGAGCAGUUGCUGCAGUUCCAUGUUGCGACAUUUAUAGACAACGACAUCGGCGGGUUGCCUCAGGCGCUGCAGAAGAGUGGAAGGCCGCUGAAGUCGCUGUCUGCCAGGCUGAAGGGUAAGGAAGGAAGGAUCCGAGGGAACCUUAUGGGGAAGAGGGUGGACUUCAGUGCAAGAACAGUGAUAACGCCAGACCCAAACAUAUCCCUGGAGGAGGUAGGGGUUCCUCUUGAGAUUGCAAAGAUCCAUACAUUUCCCGAAAAGGUUACAUCGUUCAACAUAGAUAGACUGGAAAAGCUUGUGAGGGCAGGGCCUAACGAGCAUCCGGGGGCCAACUAUGUGCUCAGGUCUGAUGGGCAGAAGAUAGACCUGAACUUUAACAGGAGCGAUAUACGGCUGGAGGAGGGGUAUGUUGUGGAGAGACACAUGCAGUCUGGAGAUGUUGUUCUUUUCAAUAGACAGCCCUCCCUUCACAAAAUGUCGAUGAUGGCGCACUAUGCCAGGGUGAUGGGCAACAAAACAUUCCGACUGAAUCUCAGUGUUACUUCUCCUUACAAUGCAGACUUCGAUGGAGACGAGAUGAAUCUUCACAUGCCUCAAAGCUACACAUCCAAGGCAGAGCUGGAGGAGCUGGCGCUUGUAUCCAGACAGAUUAUUUCGCCUCAGUCUAACAAGCCUGUUAUGGGUAUUGUGCAGGAUACACUUACGGGCCUGAGGCUGUUUACCUUGCGAGACACGUUUCUAAAUGAGAGGGAGGUUAUGUCGCUGUUGUAUGCAGUGAAUUUGGAGUUCUGCGACAUUCCUCUGGGAGAUGCAGUGCAGACAGGGCUCCGGAAGGGAAAGGACUACGAUAUCAUGAAAAUAUUGAGAAAACCCGCCAUAGCAAAGCCUAUGAGGCUGUGGACAGGAAAGCAGGUACUAAGCUUUGUUCUUCCGAAUCUGAACUACAUCGGGCUUUCUUCGGAGCACGACGAUGAUGAUAAAGAGAAUAUCGGCGACACCAGGGUUAUCAUCCAGGAUGGAUACAUUCAUUCCGGGGUGAUUGACAAAAAGGCGGCUGGAGCAACCCAAGGAGGGCUAGUACACAUAAUUUUCAACGACUUUGGGCCCAAAAGAGCUGCACAGUUUUUUGAUGGGGUGCAGAGAAUGAUCAACGCCUUUAUGACUGGAAUCCAUACCUUUUCGAUGGGAAUAGGCGACACGAUUGCAGAUCCCAAGACGGUGAAGGUGGUUGAGUCUGCGAUCAGAAAAGCAAAGGAAGAGGUGUCUGCUCUCAUUGAGAAUGCGCGGCAGAACCGCCUUGAAAGACUUCCCGGAAUGACGAUGAAGGAAAGUUUUGAGAGCCAUCUAAACCUGGUGUUGAAUAGGGCAAGAGACGUGAGCGGGACAAGUGCACAGAGAAGCCUCAGUGAAAACAAUAACAUGAAGACAAUGGUUCUUGCAGGAUCGAAGGGAUCGUUUAUUAACAUUUCACAGGUGACUGCCUGUGUGGGGCAGCAGAAUGUUGAGGGAAAGCGCAUUCCCUUUGGAUUCUCGCACCGAACACUUCCACACUUUGUAAAAGACGAUUACACUGGCAAGAGCAGAGGAUUUGUUGAGAACAGCUAUUUGACGGGGUUAGACCCGGAAGAGUUUUUCUUCCAUGCAAUGGGAGGAAGAGAGGGGCUUAUAGACACAGCGAUUAAAACGGCAGAGACUGGGUAUAUCCAGAGAAGGCUGGUGAAAGCCCUUGAAGAUGCCAUUGUGAGGCAAGAUGAGAGUGUCCGAAGCGGAAAUGGCCUGGUAUACCAGAUCAAGUACGGGGAGGAUGGGUUUGAUGCCACCUUCCUAGAAUCUCAAAAGGUCGAUGUAAAGAACUUCACAAAGAGAUAUUACAUCGAUAUGUUUGGUACCGAGGAACUGGAAAUUAAGCAUGGACAAGUUUCAGAGGAGGUUUAUGGAAUGCUCUCAUCGGACGUCGAUCUCCAAAAGCUCCUGGACCAGGAAUACGAAUGGCUGGUUGGGGAGAUAUUUGAAGGCCCUCCAAUACUCUCAGUGGGAGAAGUUGAUAUAGAGCGCGACUACAAGGUCAGGGAUAUUUACCAGAGCGCAGUGAUGAGUCCUUGUAACUUCACCCGUAUCUUAGCCACUGCAAAAAGGACAUUUCAUCUUUCCACAGGCGAUGUUUCUCCUUAUUACAUACUUGAAGCUCAUAAGCAUCUUACAACAUCCAACAGGAUCCUAAAUGUACUCAUAAGGACUAAUCUGAGUGUAAAAAGGGUUCUUCUUGAGCAUAGGCUGAAUACAGAGGCAUUUAAUUGGGUUGUGGAAGUGAUAGAUGCAAAGAUUCUGAAGGCCAAAAUAACGCCGAAUGAAAUGGUGGGGACGCUGGCAGCACAGUCUGUUGGAGAGCCUGCAACGCAGAUGACACUGAACACAUUCCAUCUUGCAGGGGUUGCCUCCACGGUGACCAUGGGGGUUCCCAGGCUCAAAGAGAUUUUUAAUGUAACAAAGAACUUGAAGACGCCGUCUAUGAAAAUAUACCUUGAUAGGGAGCAUGGCAAGAGUAUCGAGGCAGCAAAGACAAUCCAGAAUGAGAUUGAAUGCCUCACUGUGAAGGAUCUAUGCCUUUUUUCCGAGAUCUACUACGACCCUGAGAUAACAGGGACUGAGAUUUCUGAUGACAAGGAUUUCGUGGAAGCAUAUUUCGAGUUUCCAGAUGAGGAUGUUGACUUCUCGUGUCUGUCUCCAUUUCUAAUGAGGCUUGUUGUGGAUAGAGCUAAGCUUGUUGGAAGGGGAAUAAAUCUGGAGUAUGUUGCAAUGUUUAUCCGGAAAGAGCUAGGAGGUGGUGCACAUGUUAUCUGCAGUGAUGAGAAUGCAGUCAACAUGGUGGUAAGAGUUCGGACAACAAAGUCUGAGGACGAGUCCUUGAACUUCUACACGACUGCACUCAACUCGUUGCUAAGGCUUCAACUUGGAGGAUACAAGAAUGUUAAGAAAGUUUACAUAAGCGAAGACAAGGAUAGAAAAGAGUGGUAUCUGCAGACCGAUGGGAUCUGCCUCUCUCAGAUUCUAGGGAACCCGGCAGUGAACAGCAGACUUACAAUUUCCAACGACCUGGUUGAGAUUGCGGAGACCUUGGGAAUCGAGGCUGCGCGAGAGUCUAUUCUUAGGGAGCUGACGAUUGUGAUAGACGGAAACGGGUCGUAUGUCAAUUACAGGCACAUGAGCUUGCUAGCCGAUGUGAUGACCAUGAGAGGGUAUUUGUGCGGAAUAACUAGGCAUGGUGUUAACAAGGUUGGUGCCGGAGCACUGAAGAGAAGCUCCUUUGAGGAGACUGUGGAGAUUCUCUUGGAUGCAGCACUGGUGUCUGAAAAGAAUAUAUGCAGAGGAAUAACAGAGAAUAUUAUGAUGGGACAGCUGGCGCCGAUGGGAACUGGAAACAUUGAGAUUAUGCUAGACAUGAAGAAAUUGGACAAGGCCAUCCCUUUGUCAAAUCCCGUAUUUAAGCCGAAUGAGCCUGCUACGCCAGUGAUCAGCACUCCUUCAUCCGAUUCCUUUUCCAUCAGCAGCGGGAACUGGAGUCCCACACAUCUUGAAAUGGCAUAUUCCAGGGAUCUGGGCGAAAGAUUGUCACCUACAAGCCCCUCCUACUCACCGACGAGUCCCUCCUACUCUCCUACAAGCCCUUCAUACUCACCUACGAGUCCCUCCUACUCUCCUACAAGCCCUUCAUACUCACCGACGAGUCCCUCCUACUCUCCUACAAGCCCUUCAUACUCACCGACGAGUCCAUCAUACUCUCCUACAAGCCCUUCAUACUCUCCUACAAGCCCUUCAUACUCACCGACGAGUCCAUCAUACUCUCCUACAAGCCCUUCAUACUCACCGACGAGUCCCUCCUACUCUCCUACAAGCCCUUCAUACUCACCGACGAGUCCAUCAUACUCAGUGUCGAUGUCUAGCUUCUCAAACAAAAAUAAGAGCAAGAAUCAAGAUGGUGAUAAAAAGAGGAGAAAUGACGGUUCCUUCUAA
Molecule: messenger RNA, 4800 nt
Organism: Encephalitozoon cuniculi GB-M1
Lineage: Eukaryota; Fungi; Microsporidia; Unikaryonidae
Exons: 1
Coding region: 1-4800 (1599 amino acids)
Biological process (GO): transcription by RNA polymerase II
Cellular component (GO): RNA polymerase II, core complex
Molecular function (GO): DNA binding
Source: RefSeq, marked provisional